Molecule: messenger RNA, 423 nt
Organism: Linum tenue
Lineage: Eukaryota; Viridiplantae; Streptophyta; Magnoliopsida; Malpighiales; Linaceae
Source: the annotation of a GenBank genome assembly
AUGACAGUCAGGCAUCUUCUUGGGGAAGAGUUGGUCAACUUAGGAACCAACGAGCUGGAGCAAUUGGAGAAUCAGCUUGAUGGGGCUCUGGAGCAGAUUAGACUCACCAAGAAUCAAUUUAUUGCAAAUCGACUCUUGGAGCUUAAAAGGAAGGUUUGGAACUAUAGCAGUAUCUCCAUGCAUACUUCCGCCGCUCCUUGUUAUGACAUAUAUUUCACCACGAGACAUCCUUUGUGUAUGUUAUUUCAGGAAGAAAUGCUCGAGGAAACAAACAACGCAUUGCGGAUUAAGUUGGAGGAGACAGACGCGGUGCUAAGAUCUUCAUCCUGGGAAGUUGGGGAGCAAUCUGGUGUGCCGCCUCACCAACAGCAGGAAACAAUGGACUCGCACUGCAGGAACAACCCUUUGCAGAUGAGGCAAUGA